This is a messenger RNA of Atta colombica, 2054 nucleotides long. RefSeq lists its product as uncharacterized. The record is from RefSeq and is a predicted model, not a curated record. Lineage: Eukaryota; Metazoa; Arthropoda; Insecta; Hymenoptera; Formicidae. The coding region runs from base 354 to 1796 and encodes 480 amino acids. The transcript is spliced from 5 exons.
GUCGCGAUCGAUCGCGCGAUCCCGAAGAGAGCUCCGGCUACAUUCUAAAGCGGUUGAAUCGUGCGGAAUGAUCGAGAUGAAGCGAUCGUAUACUCGAAUAUAAGAGCGACGUGUAAUAAGGGUAACUGCCGUGUAUAGGUGCAGCGGGGAAAUCGCGGGGUCGUUACACCGGGGAAUCGACAUCGCGAAGCGGUGCGUGUGCAACCAGCGAGGGUCGACGAGGAGCAGUAGGCAGUAGUGGUAGUACGUCACGGGGUGGUGUGUCAGCGAGUGGAUUGCAGUCGGACCGUGAAUGCGGCCGUGUUAACAAACCCUUGGAGUCAACAGCGCCCCGUGACCGACAAUUCUACGAGAUGAGAAGGCAAUCGUAUUGUCCGAGUUCGAGCAGUGGAAGCACCGGUGAGCCGUUGAUUGUCGUCGAAGAAGAAGCGGAGCGCUGUCGCGCGGAAUCACCACCACGAUGUGUCGAUCCAGACUCACCAUCCUUGAAUCCCUAUCUGCUCUCACCAUGGAGGGAUGCCAGGAAGCACUCCUUGCCGACGCCACAAUGUACAUCCGGGAUAACCGCAUCCCAGGUGCGACGGUUGAGCGAACGUGGUGGAGAAGGUUCCGGUCCAUCAGCGAGGGAGGCUGCUUUCCUGGCGACGCUUUCACAGACGCCGGCACCGACGGCUGGCGGCCGGCGGCAUUCUGUCGUCACGAUCUCCAGGGUGCCGACUACUCUCUUCGGGCGCAAUCGUCGCGAAUCCAUCGCUGCUUUUCCUAUGGGAGGCGCCACCAGGAUAUUACAGAGCCGGCGAGAUUCGUCCACCGGGAUGACCGGCCCGCCCAGCAACAGUGGAAGCACUCACAAUCUGCAGCUCGAUAUUAUGGACGAUAUUGCCGAGAUAAAGGCCAGGAAGGUCCGUUUAAAGAUGUACAAGACACCAUCUCGCGAGCGCGUAUGCGAGAUCCAGCCUCUGGAGGGCAACAGCAGUUCUACCACUCAGAAAUACAUACAGCAUCAGAAACGCCGGUUCUCCGAGUUCUCGGCAUCGGUGGCAGCGUCAACGUCAGCUUUACGUAGACGUGCGUCCGAAAUGACGAGGCCGCUCUCCGAUAUCGAGUUACCCGGAACGUCAAGAGUAGCUGCAGCAGGUAUUACAUGCUCCAACACAGAUCUGAUAUCCAUCUUGAGUUCCCUGACAUCGUCCGCGACGGAGAUAAAUACGUGUGGCACGACGGAAGCAUCGAGCGCGAAGGACGAGAAAUCGAGCUGGUCAGCCAAAACGGCGGAGCAAAGGCGUAGUCGACUCAAGAGUUCUCGAUCCAACAGCUUCGACGUCUCCAUCCUGCACAGCACUAAAAGCAAGACACCAACAAGCAGUGGUAAGAGCACCAUUGGUGCGUUUAUAACGCCAAGCACCUGGUUCGCCAAGAGACAUCAGCCCAUCUCGAAGAAGAAUCGAUACGACGAGGAAAGCGCGACGACGUUCAAGCUGGAUAAGUCGCGGGUGAUUAAAACUGUCAAGGACACGCUCGUGAAGAACGCCAGGCAUAAGGUCCUCUGGGACGACAGUAGUGGUACCAAAGUGGAUGCUCAGGUGCUUGGUAAUGCCAUCGAGAAGAUUCUCACCUCGGGCCACAGGGGAAACGAUGCGGAAGCUUCAAGUAGUUCAUCCGGAAAGGCAUCCGUGUCGCCGAACAAGUCACGUGUCAGUAAGGUCGCCGGUUGGUUCACGAGUGGGAACAAGGAGCAGGAACAAUCGGACUGCGACUCGAUCUGCUCCACCCUAAAGGACCUCUUCGUCAAGUAGUGUACCAUCGCCGGACUAUCUCUCGCGAUUACGACGAUUCAUAUAUUUUGUUGGUAAACAAGAUCCACUGAAUCAACAGUACAAGUUAUUUGCUGCACUGCCGCUAUUUAUUUAUUUGAUUUCUUUUUUGCCGAAUAAAUUUGACAUUCUGAACUAAGUCUCGCGCAAAUCAGACGAGAUCCGUGUAGGAAUAGUUCUCUUGUUUACUUUCUUGAAUUGAGAAGAGUGCAAACGCGAGAAAGGUCGGAGGAAGUAAGA